AAAUAUUUUUGAAUCAUGAAUGAGAAAUCAGAAAAGAGAAAACACUUCAUAAAUUCGAGAGUAACUACUUUGGGAAUUGUGUAUUUGACACGUGGCUAUCUGCUGGAGUGUUUAGUGACAAGUGGUUGUUGGUACUUACAUAAACUGUUUGUGUUUGUGUCUGUUGACCCACUAAAGCUCUCAAUCGGGUUAAACCCGGCAACGAAGAAGAUGAAAACGAGAUCAUCAUCAUCCUCAGCCUCCGUUCCGGCGCGUAACAGUCGCGAAUCCAAGCUACAGAUCGUGGACCCCGCUCCAUCUCGCCGGAAAUCUUUGCAUGGUUUGAGUCGGCCGCGACCAUCGUCUCGUAGAAGCAAAGGCCGUGCCGACGAUUCGGAUCGUCGCAGCUAUGCAUCCAAGGGUUUCCGUUUGCCUAAAGGAUGGACCGCUGAGGAGUGUCCGAGGAGAAACUCCUACCAUAUUGAUAGGUUUUAUGUUGAGAGAAAAACGGGAAAGCGGUUCCGUUCCCUUGUCUCCGUUGAGAGAUACUUGAAUGAAUCAGGGAAGCGUAACGAUUAUCAGCAUCAGCAGCAGCUUGUGCUUUUACAGCAGCAGCAUAACCGUGUCCCUUCCAAAGAUUUCAAUCUACCUGAUGGUUGGAUCGUUGAGGAGAAACCCCGGAAAAAUUCCGGUCGAAUAGACAGAUUUUACAUUGAGCCAGGAACAGGGAAGAAGUUCCGUUCUCUGCCUGCUGUUGAGACAUACUUGAACGGUGGUACAGUUGAUUCCGGGCAGAUUUUGGCGAACCCGGAUGGUACCGGAUUUGAGAGCGUGGAUAUUGACCCAAACCCACCGGAGAAAGUUAAAUGGGUACUGACGGGUCCAGUAGGAAGCAUGUUUAGUGCGCAUGUUAGCGGCUCGGACGUCUCUAGCUCUCUCCAAAAGACAUGGUCCGAGGCUUUUGUCUCAUUGAUCCAAGAACGGGUUUAACAAAUGUCUGCUGAUUCCUUGAUUUGGGCGUUUUGGGUCGGGUUUUUUUUAUCACUUUUUAAUUUGAAUGCUAAUAAGCUAUCCCGCUCAGUAGUCUCUCUCCAUGCUUAGUGCGCAUGUUAAUAAGGUAUUGGUCCUAUUGGAUGUUUUCUGUUUUUGUCGAGUCGUAUGGAAAUUAAGAUGUGCAAUAGUAAACCAACUUUGUCGGAUGACAUUAAAAACCCUUCAAGCAAA
Messenger RNA from Raphanus sativus (radish), 1203 nucleotides. RefSeq names its product methyl-CpG-binding domain-containing protein 7. Bases 16 to 969 code for a protein of 317 amino acids. Gene Ontology annotation, molecular function: DNA binding. Lineage: Eukaryota; Viridiplantae; Streptophyta; Magnoliopsida; Brassicales; Brassicaceae. The record is from RefSeq and is a predicted model, not a curated record. The transcript has 4 exons.